UUUACAGGUGACACGAAAACAAUUCGUGUAAAUCGUGGAUUGGAUUUUGAAUCUUUGAAGAAAAAAAUUCAUGUGAAGUUGAAAUUGCAUCAUAACCAAAUUGUUUCCAGCAUUACUUGCAGAUAUUUGCAUUGUGUGAAUCCUGUUUUUUAUCUAGCUGCAGAAAUUGGUGACGAUGAAGAUGUUGCAUGCAUGUUUGAUAAUUUUCAACAGCAAAGUCAUAUGAGUAUGAUAGAAUUAUAUAUUGUUGUUGAUAUUGUUAGCACAUCUUCUUUUUCGUUACAAGAAAUAACUACAGCAGAAGAAGCACGUCAACCUCCAGUUUUGACACAGUCAAAUAUAAUGAGUAGUGACCAUGAGUUUGAGCAAACAAUUUCGCCACCAACAAAUCAUCCUGAUUCAAACGUUGAUUUUGCAACAAACUUAAGUGACGAUGAUGAUAUGAAUGUUGAAGAAGAUGAUGAAAUUGCACAUGAUAGUUCAUCUGACGAAUGUAACAUUGAGCCUCCCAUAAUGAACGAAUCAGGUCCAUCACAACCUCCAUUUUGGAACAAUACUCCACAUUAUAGUUACAUCGAUUGGUCUCAUCCAGAUCAAGAAAUGUGGUAUGGUGGAUUAGAUGUUCCCAAUUCUUGGCGCGUUGGAGAUGAGUUGUAUGUUGGGCUACGUUUUCAUACAAAAGCUGAUGUCCAAAUGGCUGUUAAACACUACUCUAUGAAUGCUCAUCAGACAUUUGUAGUUCUUGAGUCUGGAUUAAAGGUUUUGUCUGUACGAUGCCCUAAUAGUAAUGAAGGUUGCCCUUGGAAACUAAGGGCUAGUAUGUCAACAAAGUACAAUAACAAGUGGGUCAUAAAGAAAUGGGGUGGUCGACACACAUGUAUUAAUGCAAUAUUGUCUCAAGAUCACAACAAAUUGGACUCAGAAUUCAUUUGCUCUUGCAUAUUAGGAAUGGUUAGGGAAGAUGCUUCCGUGUCAACAUCCUUAAUUCAAGAAAGAAUAAGUGGACAAUUUAAUUAUAAGGUGGUUGGAUAG
This is a messenger RNA of Cajanus cajan (pigeon pea), 1032 nucleotides long. RefSeq lists its product as uncharacterized. The record is from RefSeq and is a predicted model, not a curated record. NCBI's taxonomy places the organism in Eukaryota, Viridiplantae, Streptophyta, Magnoliopsida, Fabales, Fabaceae.